Aspergillus nidulans FGSC A4 is the source of this 5700-nucleotide messenger RNA. RefSeq names its product ECM29 family proteasome component. Gene Ontology annotation, cellular component: cytoplasm. The transcript has 2 exons. Gene Ontology annotation, biological process: proteasome assembly. The coding region runs from base 1 to 5700 and encodes 1899 amino acids. Gene Ontology annotation, molecular function: molecular adaptor activity. Lineage: Eukaryota; Fungi; Ascomycota; Eurotiomycetes; Eurotiales; Aspergillaceae. The record is from RefSeq and is a predicted model, not a curated record.
AUGGCCGCGACCAACAGUGCGGAGGCCAGAGAGCUUAGCUUAAUCUCCAAGGUAGAGCUCAGAAUCGCGUUAGCAGAUACAGACGAAAAGCUGGAAUCCCUUCUCGGCACAUACCUGGCUCCUCUGCUACUGAAGCUCGGCUCAGACAGCCAUGCGGUCCGCAGCAAGGUGAUUUCCGUUUGUCAGCACAUUAACACAAGAGUCAAGGCCCCCGCAAUCAAACUCCCCGUUGCAGCACUGUUGAAACAGUUCAAGGAGCAGAAGGCGCAACUUAUCAGGCACUUUGACUUGAUCUAUCUGCAGCAAGGUAUUGAUCGUCUGGGCUCGGAUGCCAGAGUCGAGGUUCUGGUGCCGUUAUUGCAAGGCAUCUCCGAGAUUGGGACAUCUGCGAACCAGGGGGCUGUUGUAUUCAACCUGGUGCUGCGGCUGUUGCCGUUGCUGAAGCUUCCACCGAAGGACAGUGACGAUGAUGUGAAGUUGAAGGCUCGGUUGGGUCUCUCGGAUCAGGACACCAAGUUCCUCUCUUACUGGUUUGCGAGACUGUUGCUUCUUGUGCCAGCGGAAAAGAACGCCCUCGCAUGUCCAGGUUUAUCUCCAGCAGAGUACAAGUUUCUAAACAAAGAUGCGCCCAUAACUGAGACCUGGGAUCCUGCUCGGGAGGGCGGGUUGAAUUUGACGGAAACGAAAGUGCGAGUAUUGAGGUUCGUCUCUAGCGGAGCCUUUAAUGACUCGGAGCGGAUGAUGUCGGCGAUAAUUGCGUCCGCAGAUAGUAAUUCUCGCUUGUCGGAUCUCGCUGAAGAACUUCUAAAGAGGUUCAUACCAGAUCUUGAGAGCCCAGACGUUGUGCAGCAGCUCUAUCGACUAUACUUUGGUGCUGGAACACCAGACGGGGCUCGCCCGGCGCGUCCUGCCCUGCAAACAAAGCUUCUUAUCUUCCUUGGAAAGUCGGUUACGGCAACGACGGACACUGACAAAGUCGUUCGUUUGAUUGAAGAUGGUCUUUUAUCAGAUUCGGCAAGAUCUUCUCAGGGUUUACAGGCUUCCAAACUGCGGACUCAGAUAUUCAACUUCACUACGUGGGUCGUCCGCAUGGGAUCAAAAAACGACCUCAGGAAGAUUGCCCCGAAAGUUAUUGCCGGGUUGAUAGACUUCAUCCGUUCCCAGGGAUGGCCUAGUCCGGGGGUUAGCGGGCAGCGGCUCCCCAGCACAGAUCUGAGCCUCCGUGCGCUUGCGUACGAAAGCAUCGGUAUCAUUGUCCCCAAAGCGGAUCUCAAGUUCAGUGAUGGGCAUGAAACGGUCUCGUAUUUCGGGCUGAUUAAAUGGUUGUUCACGUCGUUUAGCUGUGACGACUCCGGCCCUCAAAUUUUCGUCAGCAUUGAACAGGCCUUGGGCAGCAUUCUUAAUUCGUCAAUAGAUGUUAAGGACACUGACUCCCAGAAGGAAUUAAGCCAUUAUCUACUGUCUCAGAUGAGGACAUAUCCAGGGACCGAGGAUGAGGAAACAGGGUGCAGGAUCGUGCGUGGCCCACAGUAUGCUGCAGUGCGGUUUGCCAACAGGUUUUUGCCAUUCUACAAUGUCGUUGCGCGCUGGAUCGAUCUUAUGGCCAUUGCAGGUGGCACGGACAUACGCCAGGAGAUCGCAGAGGAGGGGAGAAAGGGAUUGCAUCCAUAUUGGUUCCGGCUUUUGAAUUCAAAGCAGGAAACUAGACUGACCCAGAUCCCAUCUGAUUCCUCUGCUGAUUCAACCUCCUACUUCGAUUUUCCGAGUUUUGCUGAGGUUACAAACUUUCUCCUUUUCACUGUGGUACCGGGCAACCAUGAGUUUGGGAUGUUUUCUGGCCGUUACAGGGGUUCGUUUGCGCCGGCAUUAACCUUCCUUCGCAAUAUCCUUUUCUGGAAGUCUUUGGUGGCUGCCGAUAUUGUCAUAGAGAUAGAGCAGGAUUGGGAGUCCAAACUUGACUUGAUGCUCGCAUCAGAUGAGAAGGCACGGAUGGCUCUAAGGCGUCACAUGCAAUCAAAUGAGCAGGAACUGGUUGGGAUGUUUCUGCAGUCUACCCUUAUGGGACUCAUUGAUGGGUAUGGAGAGGGCCGACGACAAUGCGGAGAGCAUUUUGUCAGUAUUUGCUCUCUGGCAGCCAAUAACUCUGUCGAGUGGCUUCUUCCGCAGGCGCUUUCACUGAAAGCAACUUUAUCGAGCAAUGACCAGGAUGCUCAGAACAUGGCGGCGCGAGCAAUCGGUAUUUUAGCUUCCCAUCCUGCGUUCUCGCAGAAGGACCUUUCCGAUUUAGCAACCGAGCUACUGGCUACGGCAGGAUCGUGGGAGUCGGCAGUUGGUGAGAGAGUUUUGAAGGCUCGAGGAGCAAUACUUGCACUGUCCUUUAUCUUCAGCAGAUUUGCUUUCCGAGGAGCAAAAGAGAAAAUCUCCGAGCCCCAAAUAAACGAAUUUAUCAAGGUUGUAUUUACUAUCAUUGAUAUUUCGCGCGACUCUCUCCUCCGGCAAACUGCUCAGACAGCCAUUGGGCAACUCAGUCUUUCUGGCCUCCUGUCUCCGACUUCGUUCACCAACGUUGAGUGGGAGACGCUAAAGGAUAAGCUCGCGAAAAAUGCAAAGGCUGAAAGUAAUAUUGCUAUAUCAGCCAUUGGUUUGCUUAUACCUACUUUCCCCAGUGAUGCCCCGCAGUUUCGGCAGUUGCUUGAUGUUCUCUAUGACUUGCAUGAAAUUCGAAGUCCAGAGGUCCAUUUUACUGUCGGCGAGGCACUGAGCAAUGCGGUCGCCGGCUGGAACUCCAAAUCACUGGUGCACCAAUUUGACGUCGACGAGCAGCUUCCUGACAAGAGUAUUCCAACCUCUGUCCUUGCAGACGCAUGUGACAAACUUGCUAAAGAUUGUCGAGCUUCAAAACCAUCGCUUAGAAAGGCGUCUGCGAUUUGGCUACUAUGCCUGGUUAAAAACUGCGGUUACAUAGAAGAGGUACAAACCCGUCUACGCAAAUGCCAGAUUACAUUCGCAAGCUUGUUGAGUGACCGAGACGAGAUGGUUCAAGAGACAGGAGCCCAAGGGCUAAGCUUGGUGUAUGAGAUGGGCGACCAAGCUCUUAAGGAUGAUCUAGUUCGUGAUCUUGUGGAUUCAUUCACGGCAAGUAGCGCGAACCUUGGUGGUGGCAAGAUCAAUGAGGAUACAGAGCUCUUCGAGCCAGGAGCCCUACCUACCGGGGGAGGCUCAUCCGUCAACACAUACAAAGACAUAAUGAACCUUGCUUCUGAGGCUGGCGAUCCAACCCUCGUAUAUCGAUUUAUGUCGCUAGCUUCCAACAACGCGCUCUGGACAAGCCGUGCGGCAUUCAGCAAGCUCGGUAUCAGCAGUAUUUUCUCCGACUCCAGCAUCAAUGGAUAUCUCGCGAAGAACACGAAAAUCUAUCCCAAACUCUUCCGAUACCGGUUUGAUCCAAACCCAAAUGUGCAGCGCUCUAUGAACUCGAUCUGGCUUUCGCUGGUCAAGGAUCCAAAUGCGGUUAUCAGUGCCCAUUUUGAUGAAAUCAUUACUGAUCUUCUGAAGAGCAUGUUAGCUGGGCGGGAAUGGCGAAUGAGGCAGGCAAGCUGUGCUGCAAUCUCGGAUUUAAUCCAGGGUCGGCAGCCUGAUGUAUAUGUCAAACACGUGGAUGAGAUAUUUACGAAAGCAUUCAAGCUGGUUGAUGAUAUCAAGGAAAGUGUCCGAAUUGCCGCUCUAAAGCUUUGCCAGACGAUUACUGGAUCUGUUAUCCGCACUUUAGAGGCUAGUGACCCUGACACGAAACGAAUCAAAACGAUGCUCGAGAACACUAUCCCUUUUCUACUGAGUGAUAAAGGCAUGGAAUCCAGCGUCCAGGAAGUCCAGGGGUUUGCUCUUGGAGCUCUCAUACAGAUGAUCAAGAAAGGACCUGGUAACGCGCUGAGGCCGUUUGUCCCCAGCAUCAUGGAGCAGUUUCUGAAUUGCCUCAGCUCGCUGGAGCCGCAAGCGGUCAAUUACGUCCAUCUCAACGCCGACAAGUACGGGUUGACAGGGCAAGAAAUAGACAAAAUGAGGCUGUCAAGCAUCCGUACGUCCCCAAUGAUGGAAGUGAUUGAGCGAUACUUGAUCGAUAUGCUAGACGAUGACAGCAUGAAGGAAUUCGCAGCCAAGCUCGAAGGUGUACUUCGCUCGGCCGUCGGCCUUCCUUCUAAGGUCGGGUGCAGCCGUGUGCUAGUCCUGCUAAGCAUGCGGACAGUUCUUUUCCAGCCCUAUGCCGAUCGAUUCAUCCAACUGCUUGGUAAAUGCGUCUUGGACAGGAACGACACAGUCAGCGCAUCUUACUGCUCGUCGAUUGGCUAUCUAUUGCGCCUAGCCUCAGACAGCCAGGUCCUGAAGACUAUCGAGCAUGCCAAAACUCUAUACGUCACAGCCGAAGAUGCUAAUCAGCGAGCCAUUUCAGCCGAGAUCCUGCAUUCGUCCUCAAAGCUGUCGAACGAUCGCUUCAUGUCGUUUGCGUCGAGCGCCUUGCCGUUCGUUUUUGUUUCAAAACAUGACCUGGAUGAGCAUGUUCGUGAAGUCUUUGAAAAAACUUGGCAGGACAACGUGGGCGGCAAUCGGGCAGUGUCGCUGUACAUUAAGGAGAUCACCGAUCUGGUCAGGGAUAAACUGGGUUCAGCCCACUGGGCGAUAAAGCACACCGCAGCGUUGGCAAUCGCAGACGCCAUCACUUCACUGGAUUCAGAAAUUGACCUGGGUACAAGUCAGUACAUAUGGCCUGUUCUAGAGCAGGCAUUGGCUGGCAAGACCUGGGAAGGAAAAGAAAAUGUUCUCAAGGCAUUCGUACGGUUUGCGAGCCAAGCGAGAAAUUUGUGGCACGAACAGCCGCAGCUGGGAGAGUUGAUGAAGGUCCGCAACUUGGCUAAGAGCUAUGGGCUGAUCUGCGCAAAGACAAUUACGAUACGAGAGGCAAAACGGAAUAACCCUGCAUAUCGACCACAUGGCCUGACUGCUUUGGGUGGGGUUGCACAAGCACACAAGGACCUCGAUCUGACGGCUGAAGCAAUCAGCAUCGUUUCCAAAGUGCUGGAUGACAAUAAUGAUGCAGGAGAUCCCAUGGAUGUCGACUCAGGCAGCGGUCCCGGAACAAAACAAAUUCUAGAGGAUACACUGGCUGCUUGCGUAAAGUGUCUUCUGCAGUGCUGCAGCUCAACGUUGCAAGCACUGUCGGACGGUGAGAAGAGCCUCUUUCCUUGCAUUUUAAUCAUCUUGUGCCUCAACGGGCUAAUAAAAGAUUAUUACUCCGUAGGUCGCACAGUUUCAGACAACGAGCUGGCCCAAUUGAGGUCAAAUAUUCGCAGAGCCCUGAAGCACGGAGGGAAACAGGUGCAGAUUUCUUCGUACGAGGAGCUGCGCCUCCUCUUAAACAUAUGGGUUUCUAAGGGGGGCGGGGAAGCUGAACACCUACGCAAGAUUCACGGCUUCUUGGCGACGCUGACUGGGGAGUUGCUCUCGUGCGAAGUUGACUUAUCGGUUGAGGCAGUCCGAAGGGGACGUGCUGAGGCAACGGUCUCAUACGUCAAACUUUGCCAGCAAACGGGACGGGAGAUAGACGCGGAGCUGCAAAAGUCCAUCAACGGCUGGCGGAGGAAUGAAAGAUCGGGACCCGUCAGGCAGGUACUCGAUCAGGUGAUCGGACAGUUGGCACCAGAGUAA